Messenger RNA from Sinocyclocheilus rhinocerous, 1364 nucleotides. RefSeq names its product immediate early response gene 2 protein-like. The transcript has a single exon. NCBI's taxonomy places the organism in Eukaryota, Metazoa, Chordata, Actinopteri, Cypriniformes, Cyprinidae. Bases 121 to 684 code for a protein of 187 amino acids. The record is from RefSeq and is a predicted model, not a curated record.
GCAGAGGUUUACUUCGGUGAGUGAAACGACAGUGAAAGUAAACUGAGCUCAGGGGAAAACACCUAAACAGUGUUUGUAUAUUUAAAGAGAGAUUCGAAGUUAAUUGGAUAAUUAAGAACAAUGGAUAUCACAGCAGAGGCCAAGCAGAUUAUGGUCCAGGCGUUGAGUAAAAUGUACAGCUCGCGCACCCAGCGUGGUGGACUCCGGCUCCACCGGAGCCUGUUGCUGACGCUCGUCAUGAAAUCUGCAAGGGACAUCUACCACUCUGCCCGACUGACAAGCGAGGAAAAGGGGCAAUCUGACACAUACGGUGUGACGGAGAACACAUCACAAGCAGAAGAGCCCAUGGACACAACGAGCUCCACGACAGCACCUCUGCGCUCGGCAGCGGCUACCGAGGAUGGGCAAAGGUCCGGACUCGAGGGUCAUUCACUUCUACGCGACCCCGCAAGACUCACAGUGGACAAAGAAAACUGCAAUCCAACCAAACUGGACCGUCACUCUAGAAAGCGACGGAGCAAAACAGCCACAGAUCCCGACUUCCUACCAUGCAAAAAAGCCAAGCUGGAGUUCUUGGAGGUCAGAGGAAUUCUUCAGGCAACCCAGAAUAAUUCCGCCAUCUGCGGUAGAGCGCUGGACUCACUGUCACUCGUGCCUAUGCCAAGAACAAUUGUCACGUUUUGAAAAGACUAACAGCAAUGGCACAACUCAAAGACAGCAAAGUGAUCUUUGCGCACUAUUGAGGGAAGCGUAUUUGUGGCGCACAUCUACUACCGAGUUUCUGCUGUGUAUUAAGGGCACUUGACUGAGGUGGAGAAGUCAGUGGGUGAUUACUCACAGUGGAACAAUGUGACAGCUGAUUGCUCAUCGGAGAGCGGGUUGUUUUGGAAAUUUGUGACUAAUGGUGCUUGUUCAAACUACCGUGUUUCUCUGAUUCAGGACAUGACGCGGUACUAUUACUUCUACGAGAAGUGUGACUGAGAGAACUUCCACGGAUAUUCAUAUGAACUUUAUUAUUUAUUUAUUUAUUGUCCAAGAACGGUUUCUGGUUGUUCUAUGUGUGGUUCAGACUGUAUUCGUCUAAAGUGCUGUCAGGAUUGGCCACUGACUGGGAUUUUUUGUGGUCUUCUUGCUGGAAAAUCCCAGUUAAGUUUUGUUUGGGAAUAUUGUAGCUGGUUUCUUAAUGGUCCAAGCUGAUAGAUCAUCUCAGAAAGCAAACCAUCGUAGCUGGUCAGCCAGAUAAUGACCAGGGAUUUUCCAGCAGGUCAACAUGACAUAAGCUAGGCCUACUACACACAGACAUCAUGAUGUUAUGGUGUAAAUCUACCUCACUUUUGUACAAUAAAAGAUUCUCAACCAUCUAA